GUGAUAAGUAUUCCAGUUUUAAUUAGCAGUUAAGUGUGAAGAACAAUAAAGAGUGGGCUAAUCAGUUUUAGGGUACAUUAGAAGAACAUUAUUUAGAAGUAUUCAGUUGAAAAAACUAACAGUGAAGUGUGAAGAACAACAAAGACAAUAAAGAGUGAGCUAAUCAGUUUUAGGAGCACAUUAGUAGUAUUCAAAAGACUGAUAACAUUAGUUUGUAUGAGAAGAAAACUGACAACAAACAGAAAACUACUGUUGGAUUAGAAGAAUGUAUUUCAAGUGAGUUGAGUAAAUGGAAAAUAAACUUACAUUGGUUCCGCUGUUGUUUGGCGCUGCCAUAGGCGAGGAUUGAUCUGAUGACAUCGUUGGAGUUUCAAACUGAUACUAACAGAAGGACGCAGUUUUUCGUCAUUAUAUAUUAUCAACUUGAUGAAUAUAGAUGGUAAGAAGUUGAAAGAAAGUAUAUCUGUUUUGUGCAUAUGUUGUAUGCGAAAUUUAGUACAGAUGUGCGGAACACUGAUAAGGAAACGUUUGCAAAUUUCUUAAGGAACGGUCAAAAUGUGUGUGUGCACCUUGCAUGACUCUGUAACGGACCUAACAUCUGCUAGCCGAGUGAAAGAUAUUAAUUUAUUCAUUGUGCAGUGCACAUGCAUACUUAUAUAAUUAUUGCAACCCCCACAUGUUCUGCGUGAUAACAAACUGACAGUUGAUGGUACCGAGCGGCGCAAAAUUAUAAAAGCAUCGAGCGACAUGAUAUUGCUUGCAUUCGAUUAUAGUGCGACGUUUCAUGCACAGUGCAAAUGGACAAGCAACAAUCCGAUAAAGCAGUGGCUGCGCCAACAAGCGAAGAAGCAACAGCAGCAGUCACACCAUCAAACAACACCCUGGUUGAGUCGAUAGCGCACGACAAGGAGGUGGAGGUGGAAAUGGCAAGUGAGGAAUGGUGCGUGGUUGACAGCAGCGAAUCAUCGCCGCCGCCAAAACGUGUGCACUUUUCCACAGCGUGCGAUACGCCAAAACGUGGCGGACGGGGCCGCGGCAUUUAUUUUGCCGAACAACGACGCGUCAUCGCUCAGGGCAGAGGCCGGCAAAUUGAUGUGGCCGGUGUGAGCGCGGACUCGUCCAGUCGCAAUAGUGGUCAGCAAGCGGAAGCAUCAUCAUCGUCGUCACUGAUUCUGCUAGAUGUGACGAACUCAUCGCAGCCGAGGAUCGUGAACGCUACUAAAAUCGACAACGAAGUUGAAAACAUUGAGCCGCAGCAAACAAGCUCUUCACAGCGGUAAGACGGCAAAAACCUAUUAUUACUCUAAUACUAUUACUACU
Nilaparvata lugens (brown planthopper) is the source of this 1320-nucleotide messenger RNA. RefSeq lists its product as uncharacterized. The transcript is spliced from 2 exons. The coding region runs from base 798 to 1280 and encodes 160 amino acids. The record is from RefSeq and is a predicted model, not a curated record. Lineage: Eukaryota; Metazoa; Arthropoda; Insecta; Hemiptera; Delphacidae.